This is a messenger RNA of Hibiscus syriacus, 848 nucleotides long. Its product is annotated as XIAP-associated factor 1-like. Lineage: Eukaryota; Viridiplantae; Streptophyta; Magnoliopsida; Malvales; Malvaceae. The transcript has 6 exons. The coding region runs from base 96 to 704 and encodes 202 amino acids. The record is from RefSeq and is a predicted model, not a curated record.
ACUACAUAAAAAGAAUUAAAUUUAAAAGAAAGAAAGAAAGAGGUGAGUUUCAAGGAGAAUCAAAGUCUUUUUUGCAGUUUUUGAAACGGAUCGCUAUGGCAAUUGCUUCGGAAGAAACCACCCUUACAUGCAAUCACUGUGACCGGGCCAUACCUUCUUCUAACAUCGAUUUGCAUUAUACUCACUGCUCCCGUAAUCUUGAAAAAUGUAAAGUUUGUGGUGACAUGAUUCCAAAAAAGCAUGCCGAGGAACAUUUCUUGAACACCCACACUCCGGUUGCCUGUUCACUGUGCAGUGAGACAAUGGACCGCAACAUUCUAGCUAUUCAUAAAGGUGAAAAUUGCCCCCAAAGGAAUGUUACAUGUGAGUUUUGCGAGUUUCCAUUGCCCGCAAUUGAUCUGGCUGAGCAUCAGGAAGUAUGUGGGAACCGGACAGAGCUGUGUCAUCUUUGUAACAGAUAUAUUAGACUGAGAGAAAGAUAUAACCAUGAUAAUACGUGUACUGGUAUUGCAGAAAACAAUGUGGGAACUUCCAGGGAUGUGAGGGCAAUUGAAAGAGAAGAAGGCAGUCCGAGAAGGCAGAGACCAGAGCAACCAGAUUAUUCAAGGAGACGAAUUCUAUUCACGAUUGCAAUAACCAGCAUGGCUGUUCUACUAGGAUCAUUAUUUUUCCAGAAGAAAACAGAAAACAGUCAGGUACAUUAGUUUCUUUCAUGUAAAUCAGCUAGAGAACUGCACAUUCCAUUUCCGUAUUAUGCUGGCAUCAAAACUCAUUCAGAUUGUGAUAAUGUAAUGCGUUUUAUUCGAAGUUAUAACACAAUAAAACUAAUUAUGCUAAUGUAUCGAAAA